This is a messenger RNA of Leptopilina heterotoma, 4384 nucleotides long. RefSeq lists its product as uncharacterized. The transcript is spliced from 2 exons. Bases 131 to 3895 code for a protein of 1254 amino acids. Lineage: Eukaryota; Metazoa; Arthropoda; Insecta; Hymenoptera; Figitidae. The record is from RefSeq and is a predicted model, not a curated record.
ACUACGUGGUUAUUAAAUUUGAUAAGAGACAACAUAAAAAGACAGUUUCAUCGAACAAUGGUUUCAUUCUUUGCUGCGUAGAAGUGUAAUAUUAAAGAAAAGAAAAUUAUUUCUGUUAAUCGUAUCCAACAUGAAAAUUCGAGAAGAAUUAUUUCUUCUAUUUUUCAUCGCAGUGCAGGUGCAGUGUUUUAAUAUAUCCAAGUAUAUAAGCAACAACCCUUGUUUGAUUUCAGAAAUCGAAGUCUCGUUUCAAGAGACAAAUUCUUCAAAAAUAUUAACUACGAAUAAUUUAUGUGUGAUUUACGAACACUUGAAAGCAAUCAACUCUCUUUUAAAACCAAAAUAUGAAAAGUUGAUAUUAGUUAUAGCAGAUGAUGUAAAAGACGCAGUCACAAUGGCUAAAUAUUUGAGUCACAAUAAUCGGGUCCCAAUUGAGAAAAACAAACUUUUUAUUCCUUAUCUAUUACUGAAUGACGUACGAAAAAUACUGAAUUUGCUCUACUACGAUAACGAGACUUCUACUUUCAUCUUCGCUUAUCCUAGAAAUAUGGGAAAUGAAAUAUUAGGAAACUAUCUUGCCCAGAAGAUUAUUAACGCGGCAGAACUUAGUUCUGUCAUUCUUACAAUUAAAGGAGAAUUCGAGAAUGAAACUCUCCAUCGCUUAUUCCAAGUGUCUUCAACUAUUUUGAUGGAAUAUCCACAGAUUCUGUUAAUUCCAUUACCUGAUAUUCCACUUAAUGAACACACAUGCUCAAUUAAAUUUAUACUUGAAAAAAUAAAAAACUACUUGGAUGAUGAUAAUAAAAAUGAUGAAAAUAAUGAUGAUUAUUACUAUUAUUAUUAUCAUUACAAUGAUGUUGAUAAUAAUGUUAAAGAAAGUUAUAACUAUCUAGUAAAAAGUAUUUACAAUAAUUUAGUAAAUUUGAAUUCACAACCAAAAUCAGAAACAUUCUUGUGUAAAAAUGGUGAAUUAUUUAAUAGUCCUGAAAAAGUAUUACAUUUAUUAUUGGGUUACUCAAGGAUUAAAUUGAACAAUUUUUUUAAUUUAAAUAGCACAGAAGAGGAUGUAAACUGUAUGCGACUACAAAUGUUUAAGCUGAAAAGUAAAAGCUUACUAACAGAUUCUCCUUUCUCAAAAAUAACUACAUUAUCAGACGUGUUUGACACCCUAGACUUUUUAGUGAAACAAAUGUCUGAUUUAGAAAACGAAGUCAGUUAUAUGUGUAACAACAAUGAAAACUUGGAAAUUAUUCUACAACUCUGUUUUCUAAAAUUCCUUCCUGAUAAACAAUUAUUCGAAUCUUUUGAAUCCUUUGCCAAAAAUUAUUUCAAACAGAAAAUAGAUUGGUUUCAAAGAUUAUUGGCAAUGUUCAAAAAUGUUAACUUCUGGAAUGCAACUAGAAAAUCAAGUGAGUUAGAGGAACUAUACUAUGGAAUACCAAAAAUUAAUGAAAACGACGAGAAUUCAAUGAAGAAUGCUCUUUUUACAGUGAAGAACAUCACAUUGAAGAUGAAUAUAAAUGUUAAUUGUUCUCCAAUAUCGAGCAUGAAUUACAAGUUACAAGUUAAAGGGAAUUUCCUAAGAUUAAGUGACAUAGGAAUUGCUUUAAGAAAGCAUAUCUGUCCUGGAAACGUAACAUUUGUUGAACUCUUUUCUUUGGACAAAAUUAUCAUUGAUAAAGAUUUAGUGCUAAAUGGUGAAGGCAUGAGCAUCUACAUAUUUGCACCAAUCACAGAAAUUAUUUUAAACAGAACGAUAGGUACAGAUAGUACAUCUAUCAAUUCUUAUGAUCUGCCUGAAGAUUCAAGAAGAACAUAUUUUGCACUUAGCAAAAAAGUUAUUAACCGAAAAGAUUUACGAUUAUCAAGUAUUGUUGAUAAAAUUGAUGAAGUUCAAUUAUCAUUUUCUAAAGUUAGGAAAAAUAUUUCCAAUGGAAUAUCAUGCUUUGUUGAAGCUGGUCAAGGAGUUGCAGAAGGUAUUCAUGUCAGAAAUGAAUUGAAUUCUUCAUCUAACUAUUCCAAAGUUGAUGUACAACUGUUAAUAGAUAAUGAUGCGGUAGAUAAAAUAGAUACUUCACUAAACUUUCAAGUUUACAAUAAACAAUGUUUCAAGAGAUCACAAAUUUUUGUGGGAAUGUCGAAAUAUAUCAGACUCGAAAAUUUUGGUGAUUCUUUUAGUGAAUAUAGAAGAUUUAUUGUCAAAGAAAUAUUGAAAUGUAUUUGCAGUACUUACGAUCAACUGUACUACGACUUAAACAGUAUUAAAUUCAUUCCACAUAAAUAUAAUACUUUUAUUUUCAUUGAUGAAUUGACAGAAUUUGAAAAGCACUAUUCAGCAAAAACAAAUAAAACAAUAAUGUUGAAUUUGCUUAAGAUGUGGAAUAAUAAAUUUCGUGAACAUCUUUUAUAUCAAUUGCAGAGUAAGAAUGAAAUUCUUCAUACAAAAGUACUGUUGAGUUUGGACACGAUGGUUUCUAGAAAAAUCCAAAAACUAGAAAAUAAAGUUUACCCUGAUGCCCUUCUGAUAAUAAAAACCCUUGCGGUGGCGUGCAUUCAGGAUAGUGAGAAAUUAAACGAUACAAAGAUAUUAUUUGACAUGGAUAUUAUUAAUGAGAGGUACACUGCUGAAUUCGACGAAGAAAUUAAAAACUUAAAUGCAUUACUUUCAAAUCAAAAUUAUUUGUUUAGGAGAAUAAAUAAUAUCACAACCAGAAUUCAAGAAUUAGUCAAAGGAAUUGAUAAAAUAAUAGAAGUAAAUAAAAUAGAAAAUAACAGAUUGUUAGGGUUGAUAGGCGAACUUAAAAGUCAAGCAGUAUUGUUAGCAAUACUAGAUUUCUUUAAAUUUGUUUCUCUAGCACUAUCAUUCAUAAAUCCAGUUUGUGCGAUAGUUGGCGCUUCAUUAAGUAAGGAUGUUAACACUUUUAAAUCAGAGCCUACAGAUGGUUCAAAAUACAAAGCAGUGAUUACUUCGAUGAACCGCAGUUAUCAGCACUUACGAGAAAUUAACGAGAAUGAAGAAGGUAGAGAAACAUUCAAACCUAAAAAUUAUGAAAAUAAUUAUUUUGAUCUAGUUAGUAUUGUAGAAAAAGUAAUAAACAAAGUUCGGGAAAUUAAACCUAAAGCAGAUGAAUUGAUAGAUAAUAUUAACAACAGUCUAGAAGAGAUAAAGAAUUUAAAAAAAUAUAAAAUAGAAAUGUAUGAAAAAUUAGAGCCUUUCGCAGAAGAAAUUCAUAUGAAAGUAAUUAAUCAGUCUAAGAAAUUUCGUAAAUUAUCAAUUCCGUAUCUUGAUUAUGAAAAAUGGCGUAUGGAUGCGUUCUUAUUGGAUGCUUCAAAGGAUUUCGAGGAGUGGACUAGAAAAUUCAACGUCGAUGAAAGAGUUAUAACAAAAUUCAAAAAAGCAAUGGAAACAACAAUUCGUCUUCAUACACUCAUGAAAGAAAUGAAUUAUAAAAUUACUGGUGCGCAAUUAAUAUCCGAUCGAGCCAAAAUUCCAUAUCAAAUUGAUGACAUUCGUGAUGAGAAACUUGAAAAUCGUGUAAUACAAUUGACGCGUAUUAUUUACGCAAACGAUAUAAUAGACGAAAACAAAAAAUUUUCUCUUAUACGUAAUCAGUUACUUUUUCCAAGUAUUGGAAGAAUGAAAGUUGAAAGUAUUGUUGACCCACUGGAAAGGGCGAAUCUCAUUGUUAAUAUUUAUAAACCAAUUUGGAAAUUUUUAAGAGAUGCUAAUAUCAAUAAAAUUUAUGUACCAUUUUACGAGAAUAGCUAUUGGGCAAAUCUUUAUUCAUUUUACACCUGGAAUAACAGCACACACUCCACCGAAAUUCAGAAAAUUCUUGAGGGCAAAACUGUAAAACUAUUCGCAGACAUAGUAUUGACGCUAAGAAUGCUGUGAAAUUUCGAGAUAUAAAUAUUUUGUUCACUUCAUCCAAUGCAACUUUAAAUGAGGAACUGAUAAAAGAUUUGUCAUUAUUUUCUGUCGAACUGAUUCACAAUGGAGACUCUUAUUAUAGAUGUAAUAAAAGUAUGCAAUUGUUUCAGUCUGAUGUUUAUAAUUUUCAAAUUAAAUCCUUUACCUAUAAGAAAAAACAAUUUACUGAACAUAAGAGGUUUGACUUUUUUUUAAGCCCUUACGCAACGUGGACUAUUCGCCUUUUGGAAAAUUUGGGCAAAAGAGAUUUUAAACUACUAGCUAAAUACGUAGAUAAAGUGAAUGUGGAAUUAGUCGGAAAUGGCAUAUAUCAAAUGGAAUGCAAUACAAAGCAUUUCAAUUUGUAGUAAGAAAAGUUUAACUUGUUGGAAAUAAGGUUCUCUGUUUCUAAUUUUAAAAAUUGUUAAAAUGUAUUAGCUUGUAAUUAUUUUACUUAAUAAAUGAUAUAUUCUU